UAUUCCCAAGUUAUACAUGUUCCCACCUGUGGAGUCAAAACAAAAAUCUUCUGGAAAGUCGUUUUGAAUUUUAAUAGCAAGCUAGUUAUACUCAUAGCAACCGAUAGCGUCGUAAUAGUUGAUACAAGUGUAACUUUCAUCGAAGUUAUUUGGUACAUUUCAGUAUGGAAGUGUCCCAAAAGACCCUCGUUUUGAACAGCACGUUUGAGUCUGUUUUUGUGUCAUAGCUGGGAAAAAACGCUAAAGUUAGCGGAGUUCGCUUAGCAUUAGCCAACCUCUUCUGAACGUUUUUGGACGGCAGAACUUUUAAACUCACUCCCUGCUCUUUUGUUCCAGUUUUUUUUAUUGGAAACAACACAAUGUCUAUCUUGGGAUUAAAGAAGAAACAGCCAAAGACUUUCAAAGUUAAAGUCAUCACUAUGGAUGCUGAAAUGGAGUUUAGUUGUGAGGUUAAAUGGAAAGGGAAAGACCUGUUUGACCUGGUGUGUCGCACUGUUGGUUUGAGAGAGACCUGGUUUUUUGGACUCAGGUACACCGUGAAGGACACCCAUGCCUGGCUGAAAUUAGAGAAAAAGGUUCUGGACCAGGAGGUUCCCAAAGACUCUCCCAUAACAUUUCACUUCCAAGCCAAGUUCUUCCCUGAAAAAGUAGAAGAGGAACUGGUUCAAGAAAUUACCCAACACCUCUUCUUCUUACAGGUGAAAAAGCAGAUAUUAGAUGAAGAGAUCUUCUGCUCUCCUGAAGCAUCUGUUCUUUUGGCGUCCUACGCCGUCCAGGCAAAGUACGGGGACUACGACCCAAACUUUCACAAGCUAGGUUUCCUUGCACAGGAUGAGCUGUUGCCAAAAAGUGUUCUGAUGCAGUACCAAAUGACAACCGUCAUGUGGGAGGAGAAGAUCACAGCUUGGUAUGCUGAACACAGAGGCAUUGCCAGGGACGAAGCUGAGAUGGAAUACCUAAAAAUUGCUCAGGACCUUGAAAUGUAUGGCGUCAGCUACUUUGCCAUCACUCAAAAUAAAAGGGACACAGACCUGCUACUUGGUGUUGAUGCUCAGGGUCUUCACAUAUACAGCCCCAACAGCAAACUCAAUCCCAAAAAGUCCUUCCCUUGGAGCGGGAUCCGUAAUAUCUCCUACAGUGAGAAGGAGUUUACAAUCAAACCUCUAGAGAAAAAAAAUGACGUUUUCAAAUUCUACUCAUCUCAGCUGCGCGUCAACAAGCUGAUCCUGCAGCUCUGCAUCGGGAACCACGAUCUGUUCAUGAGGAGGAGGAAGGUGGACACAAUUGAAGUGCAGCAGAUGAAGGCUCAAGCUAAAGAGGAGAAGGCGCGCAAAAAGAUGGAGAGACAGAUCCUGGCACGGGAGAAGCAGAUGAGGGAGGAUGCAGAACGAGCAAAAGAGGAAAUGGAGCGAAGGCUUUUCCAGCUGCAGGACGAGGCGCGACUCGCCAACGAGGCGCUGCUGAGAUCUGAGGAGACGGCAGACCUGCUGGCUGAGAAGGCUCAGAUCGCUGAGGAGGAGGCCAAACUUUUAGCUCACAAAGCUGCAGACGCUGAGCAAGAAAGGCAGAGGUUAGAGGUCACGGCCAUGAAAACCAAAGAGGAGAAAAGACUGAUGGAGCAGAAGAUGAGAGAGGCAGAGCAGCUGGCUGUAAAACUGGUGGAGCAGUCUGAGAGAAGGCUGAAGGAGGCUGAUCACCUGAAGCAGGACCUAACAGAAGCUAAAGAUGCCGAACGAAGAGCCAAGCAGAAGCUGCUGGAGAUCACCAAGACAACAUACCCCCUCAUAGCCGCCUACUCCACCCCCCCUGCUCCUCCUGAACCAGCUGACUUCAGCUGUGAAUCAGCGUCUGCGAAUCAACGUCUCGACUUCAAGGACUCCGACAUGAAGAGACUGUCGAUGGAGAUUGAGAGGGAGAGGCUGGAGUACAUGGAGAAGAGCAAACACCUGCAGGACCAGCUGAAAGAGCUGAAAUCAGAGAUUGAGUCUCUGAAGCUGGAGGAGCAACAGCAACAGGCCGGCGUGUACGGCCUCCACGGCGAGGCCAGAGGAUACGUCCAAGAACCUGUCUACAUACCUCACAGCAACCGAAACUCUGCGUACAUGUCUCAGAUGGCCUUCUUUGAAGAAGUGUGAUCUUAAUUCUCUAAAAAACGGAAAGCGGGAUCUGCUGGCCAUCCGAUCAGCCUCCUUCAUGUUUGGAUAAGUUUUACCUGAAUGAGACUAGCAGCAGACAGAAGCAUCAUCACCUCUGAAAGACUAUAAAUCUGUCCUCAGACAGACCGCUGCAGCUUUAUUGUUUCUGUUACAUGACAACAUGCGUGGACACGUUUUUUGGUGUAUUUUGUGUGGUGUUAGAUGGUCACAUACACACAGAUCAGUUGCUAUGACUCCUUUUAUAAGGAUCCAUUAUUUAUAAAACAUUAAUCAGAAUAAAAGCCUUAAUUUUUAUUGUUUUUUGAGUCACAUUAAAGCUUUUCGUCAGACCUGAUUUACAUUUUCAGGAUUAAAACAACUGAUAUUAGUUUUCUUAUAUAAAACUUUCAGCCGGUGUGUGUGGGGGGAGACUUUCAGUGUUUGGAAAUUUGUAUUUUUGUAUUUUCUCCCUUUAUCGAACCACACUAACUGACGGUAUCACACACAGGUGCCUUGAGUUGUGUUCACAGAUGAAUAUCACACAGCUUCAGGCUCCAAAGCUGACAUUUCAAGUUGAUAUAUAUUUUUGUACUCCAGACCGCUGACAGGCCUUGAACUUUACCUUUUGCUGAGAUUUAAGAUACUAAUGUGUUUCUUGGUGUAAAUGUUCAGAGUCACCUUCUGUUUCUUUAUGAUCUUCUGAAGCUAAAUUAUAAAGAAAUGAAAAGUGGCUCAACAUUUCCGCACAGGUCUGUGUGUCUAAGCUUUGGGAAACAUCGACUUUGUUAUUUUUUAUGUUUAUUUUUUUUUUUCAAUGAAUCCACCAAAAAGAAAUUGAUGUCUUUUCUUCCCUUAUUUCAUGCACUUCUCAGGAUUAGUGUUGGUGACAAUCACUGCUGGUAGAGUUUCAUUCACACACAUCCCCAUGGUACACUGUGUGUUAUACAGUCUUUAGUUUAGCCUGACUGAUACAGAACACAGUCUUCUCCAACAAUGGAGUCAGAUUCUGCACAGCAGCAGUCCUUCCUGCAGUGUUUGCUUUAAAAGUGUAAAACAUGAUCUGAGCAUAACUGAGCUCCAGCAACUUUGACCAAAACAAGCACGUCUGGGAUUUAAGCAGAAAUGUAAACAACUCCCAAAGCUGUUUUGGGUCAAACUGGCAAAUUUCCUUUCCUGUUCUGGUUGGAAUUUUUUAAACCAAGAAUAGGUGUGUGAUUUAAAUUCAGGAGCUUCUGAACAUAACAAACUGGAUGAGUUUGAGUCAUUAAUACGUUCAUUAUUACAGCCGUAUUACCUUAUAGAAGCUGUUAUUGGCCAGGCUCUGGUGUUAAACUAAUAAAAGUAUAGUUAAACAUUUAAAACCUGCAGUGGAAACUCUGCAGCUCACAGAAACACUUUGAUUGAAAUGAGCUGUUUUCUGUUGUAAAAAGGGCUGAAUUUACUCCCUGAGAUUAAUCCUGUCUCUUGAUUUAAACCAGUCUUUCAUAUUUCUACAGCAAAUUCUUUCUUAUAGUUUUACCAAUAAUGAACAUUAAUCUUGUGCUAGUUGGUUCCAUGUAUAUGUGCCUCAAUGUUCAAAUGUAUUUAUGUUAGAACUCUUCCGCAUUUCUUGUAGUUUGCAGUUUUGGGAAGAUUUUUUUUAUAAAUAAGAUUUCUCAACCAUGUUACCAUUUAGUGUAGGAGAAAAACGUAUUUUCACAUCUUAAACCCUUGAGAAGGAUGCUUUUAUCUGCUCAGUGCUUAGUUACACCAAGUUAUUUAAUGUAUAUACGUGCGUCACUGAAGCAACCUUAGACCUGUUAUGCUUGUUUGUUCACUCAUCCAUGUUAUUUGACAUUAUUGAACAAUGUUUCGUGCCUCUUGGUGUGUCUGUAAACUGCAUGAAUAGCGUUAUUAAGACCACACACACUUAUCAAAACAGAAUUUUCUUGACAAUAUUGUAACCAGCAUUUGAAAUAGAUUAAAAAAUCCUGAUACUUUG
Nothobranchius furzeri (turquoise killifish) is the source of this 4116-nucleotide messenger RNA. It is a transcript of the gene nf2b, whose product is annotated as NF2, moesin-ezrin-radixin like (MERLIN) tumor suppressor b. Gene Ontology annotation, cellular component: adherens junction; filopodium; plasma membrane. The record is from RefSeq and is a predicted model, not a curated record. Gene Ontology annotation, molecular function: integrin binding; actin binding. Gene Ontology annotation, biological process: regulation of hippo signaling; regulation of cell shape; positive regulation of early endosome to late endosome transport. Lineage: Eukaryota; Metazoa; Chordata; Actinopteri; Cyprinodontiformes; Nothobranchiidae.